Effrenium voratum is the source of this 1278-nucleotide messenger RNA. The record is from the annotation of a GenBank genome assembly. NCBI's taxonomy places the organism in Eukaryota, Dinophyceae, Suessiales, Symbiodiniaceae.
AUGGAGGGCCUCAGGCCUCAUGAGCGGCCUUUGCUGCAGAUAGCUCCGAUGAUGGAGGUCACAUACCGUGACUUCCGAUACUUCAUUCGCUUGCUCACUCGCCGGACGCAACUGUGGACUGAGAUGGUCGUGGAUGAUACGGUUCUGCACAACCUUGAGCCAGCAAAAUGCGAUCGCUUCCUAGGCUUCCACGAAGUGGAGCACCCUAUUGUGUGCCAACUAGGGGGAAGCGAUCCGAGCAAACUGGCUGCUGCUGCAGAAGUGGCACAGAGAUAUGGCUACGAUGAGGUGAACCUCAAUGUGGGUUGCCCAUCCUGCAGGGUCGCGAACAAAGGAGAGUUCGGCUGCUCCUUGAUGAAGCGCAAAGAAGUUGUGCGUGACGCCAUCCACGCAAUGAGCCGUUCUGUGCAAAUUCCAGUGACGGUGAAGUGCCGCUUGGGAGUUGAUGAUUUUGACAGUCAAGAGUUCACUCGGGACUUUGUGCGCACUGUCGCGCAAGGUGGGUGCAAGCACUUCAUUAUCCAUGCUCGAAAGGCGUGGCUGAAUGGGUUGUCACCGGCGCAGAACCGCACAAUCCCUCCGUUGCACUACCCUCGCAUCUUGGAUUUGUGCAAAGAGUUUCCGGACCUCAACUUCAGCAUCAAUGGUGGAAUAGCAGAUGUUGGACAUGCGCGAGCACUACUUGGAUUCCCCAAUCAACGCAUGGAAGGGGAGACGGAUGACUUGUACGCAGCUGCUUGGGACUGGGAGACUUCGCAAGGCUCCUGCCCGGUGCCUUCCAACCUACUCGGUGUCAUGAUUGGCCGAGGCGCAAUGAACACACCUUGCAUGCUGUGGGAUGUGGACCGCACGAUUUACGGCGGCGAAAAGCCCGAACCGGUGACGCGGCGCCAGCUACUCGAAAAGUACCGGCUGUACCUGGAGGAAACUCAUGAAGAUGGUGGCUCAGUUGGCUCAGCACACCUGGCAUUGAAGCCAACCUUAGGGAUGUUUGCCGGCCUUCGAGGAAACAAGGCCUUCCGAAACACUGCAGAUGCCGUCAUGCGAAAGAAGGAGGGAGGACCUGCACAUGUUUUGGAGCAGGCUAUGAAGGCCGUUGACGAGGCAAAUCCCGGAAUCUUGGAUGAGCCUUUGCAAGGCACUGCUCCGUUUAAGCCACAGGUUAAAAAUGAGACCCCUAGGGGUCAGAAGAGAAAGCCUGGGGGCAACGUGACAGACGUCUCUUGCGCUUCUGAGACUACACAGCUGCCAGAUGCAUCUCCGCUGGUGACAGCUUAA